UUAAAAUUAUGGUAACCCGUGUCGCUACAAUCUCCUCUGAGACUUAGAAACCCUAACAAUGAUGGACGUAAGAAGUUGUACUACGCGUAUAAAUUUUGUUAUACGAAAGACUGUUCGUUUGAAAAAGUGUCUUUCCAAAGGGAGCAAAUAAAUAUAGAUAUACCAACUAUCAUUGUAACCUAUCAGUUUGUAUUUUUAAUGUAAAUAGCUCAUAAUAUGGCCUGUGGGAAGGUCUACAAUGCCACCUUUACUUCUUCUUCUUCUUUUUCUUCUUUUGUUAGCAGUGUAAUUGCUAAGAUAACUAUAAAUUGUGUGAGCAUUAAGCACUUUAUGAUACAGCACAGAUAAUUGUAUUCGAUCGAUAAAGGAUGUUUUAUUUCUAUGAAAGUUCAGUCUUUAUUUCCAGCAAAAUGUUCUCCAGUACGCAGUAAACUGUCGAAUAUGAUUCAAUUCAACUAAGACAAAUUUUCGUGUACACCUAAAUCUUUGAGUGGCAGUGUAGGAUAAAAAUCAAAUAUUUAUGACGGCGAAAAGUAUGAUCACUCACCCGGUUGAAUUCAGCCUACGUUUGAUUGGGGCCUGGCCAAAUUCUUCCUAUCCAAUUUUAAAACAUAUCGUUUGGUCAGCAACGAUGACAACGAUCUUGAUAUUUCAAUAUUGGUACUGCAUUACCCAUGUCAAAACAGAUUCCUUAACGGACCUAUUGGAUGGCUUAAGCAUCACUUUUUCGAACACUCUUCUUCUUCUGAAGUUUAUUAUUAUUUGGUCCCACCGACGAGUUUUUUCGGAAACUUUGACAAUAAUGGCAGAAGAUUGGGAUAAUUGUAAAUCUGAAUGGAAUAUGGAAGUAAUGAUAAACAAAGCCACGUUAUCGUAUCGUAUUACGAAGAUUAUGAUUGUAUCAUUCACAUUCAGCAUCACUUUAUAUUCUAUAAGUGUAUUUUUUGGUCCCGACGACAACGAUGGAACGUUACGUCCCAACGAAAGGAAAUUCUUAUUAAGAAUGGAACUUCCUUUUGAAGCAAGCGUCUCACCAAUUUACGAAAUUAUUGUUACGCUGCAAAUCAUCGCACAGUCAACAUUUACCCUAAUGGCAGGAAUGUUAAUGACUCUUAUUGCAACCCUUGUACUUCAUCUAGCCAGUCAAAUCGAGAUGGUAUGCGAAAGAUUGACGAAAAUACUGAACGAUGAUAAUGAAGAAGAAUCACGUGUACCUGUAAUUAAUAAUAUCAUUAUGAAACACCAGAGAAUUUUAAAUUUAUCCGACAAUAUAGAUGAUGUGUUCACGUUCAUAUCAAUGAUACAAUUUUUCUUUAACACCGUGGUCAUUUGUUUCGUAAGCUUCAUUCUUGUAACUUCAUUAGAUACCGAUGAAGCAGCAACAACCAUAUCAAAAUGUUUUCCUUACUACGUUAUCGUUCAUUUGGAGGCACUUAUUCUUUGUUACACUGGCGAAUACCUUACCACGAAAAGUAAGAACAUAGGUUGGAUCGCAUACAAUUCUAACUGGUAUCGGUUAAGCAUUCGUGAAUGCCGUACUCUUUUAUUAUUAAUAUUACGUUCUCAGAGGCCUUUAACCCUAACCAUUGGAAAAUUCAUCAAUCUUUCCUUAGAGACUUUUGCUAAUAUGUUGAAAACUUCUGCCUCGUACGUUUCGGUACUUUACAAUCCGCUACUGGUGACAGUAGUGAUACCAGUGAAAGAAAAACAGAAGAUGGAUAAAGGCAACGUAAGAACAGUUUUGUGUAAAAUGAAAGUAACGAGUACAAUUAGCCCGUCUGUUAAAUAUGGUCUUCACUUCAUCGGUGUCUGGCCAGGAACACCAUUUCCAAUGUUUCAUAAAAUUUACUGGAUAUUAUUCUUGUCUUUGUUUCAAACGUAUGCGUACAAAUAUAUUAUCCAGCAUUUUCAAUCUGCAAGCCUUAUAGAAACGAUUGACAAUAUCUGUAUCACCCUGGCGUUUACUCAGACGAAUAUCAAAUUGAUUAUUGCAUGGAUAAAUCAAGAUGUACUUUGUAAACUUUUAUCAACUAUGGAAGAGGGAUGUAAGAAAUAUGCUUCUAUGGAUACUAAUAAUUUGCUGUUGAAGACAGCUGGUUUCUCUUAUCGUUUGACAACUACAAUAGUUACUCUCUACGCGCUGUCUGUAGUUUUUUAUGUUGCUGGUACUGCGGCAAGUUUUAGCAGUAUCGAAGGGAACGAAUCGCUACCUUUGUUAUUGAAAAUGGAUUUGCCUUUCGAAACCAACACGUCACCAACUUACGAGCUCUUGUUAAUUGCACAAUUUCUUCAUCAAACGUCUUGCGCCUUUUCGUUUGGUGUUUUCAAUGCCCUCGUUUUAAUGGUGGUACUUCAUGCCGGCUACCAAAUCGACAUCAUGUGCCAGACGAUAAUGGAUGUUUCUCUCCAAGAUAAAAAACAAUUAAAGCUUUUUAUUAUCCGUCAUCAGGAUGUCAUCGUAUUUACCGAAAGAAUAGAAAAAUACUUUACUUACAUAGCACUCAGCCAACUUCUAUUCAAUACGCUGACUACUUGCUGUUUGGGCUUUCUUAUCGUAAUUUCGGUCAGUGCUGGUGGAGGAGUUCCUUUAUUAAUUAAAUCCCUCUUGUUCUACGUUGUUAUGUGGAUGGAAGCGUACACAUAUUGCUUUGCUGGAGAAUAUCUCAGCGCCAAGAGUCAAAUGAUUUGUGAAACAGCAUACAAAUGUCUUUGGUACAAUUUACAUCCGAACGAUAGCCAACUUUUAAUACCUGUGAUAUUAAGAUCUCAAAAGGGGUUCACGUUCACUUUUGGUAAAUUUUCACGUCUCUCCUUCGAGAACUUUACGAGCAUCAUAAGAGCUUCAGCAUCGUAUAUGUCAGUUCUCCUUGCGAUGUCUUAAUAAGCGAAAAGUCUAACAAAGCGUCAGUACUUAAAAACCCUCGAGACGUCGGUGACAAAAGAGCGCAAUCGGACGGAGGGUUAUUCAAUAACAAGAUUCAACUUUCCAUGAAAUAGCAGAGACUUAGAUUGCUUGUUCGCUCAUUGUCAAGAAAAAGCAGAUAAAUUACUAAGACAAAGAGUUUACACCUAUUUCGUGAGUCGGGAAUAAAGCGAUUAAUGUGCUUAACCUGUGUGUGUUUUGUGUACGAUUCAAUUAAAGAAGUUUUUCACGCUGUGAAUAACGAGUUUCAUGAAAAGAAACUUUUCAAUUUUAGAAUUUUUGUUCUGGAACACGAAUCUCGUUUCUAUUCCAAAAUACGGUGAUAUUUUAUUAUUAGAGAAAACUAAAAUAAUCUUUCUCAAAUUAUAUUAUAAAUCAGUCAAUUUUCCUGGAAAAUCUCAGGAAACAGAGAAAGUGAUAUACUAGUCAAGGUAGAAGGCUGUUUCAUCUUUUGAGGAUGGAAUUAUCGAGGAGAAAAACGAAACGGAUACAUUUCCGAAAAAAAAAAGAAAUAAAAUGAAAGUGACGGGUUUAUCAAAUGUGAUAGAAGCCAUUUUCGGCGUCAGUCUCUCGAUUAAACGCUCGGCGUCGAGCAAUCAGACACGCAACAGCGUCUGUAAGGCUGCAUCGUGCCAGGCAAUCCGCUCGACGCCAAUAAGGCGUCCCCGGCGUCAGAAAUUGGUGAAAAAGAAGAAAUGAACGGCAUAGACACCGAAGUGAGAAAAGAAGUUGCAAGAAAAAAGUAUGUGAAAGAAGUCGAUUGGUGAAAAUUGAGAACAGCAAAUGAGACUAAAAAAAAAAAAAAAUGAAAAGCAAUUGUUAUUAACAAUGUUUCCAAUUGAUGUGACACUGAUACAUAAACGAAAAAAAGGACAGAUAUUUAUAGCUCGCCAUUUUUUUUUUUAUGGAUCUCUUUAUUCUCCAUCGAAAAUAGCGAUUUAUGUCACUUUAGACCUGUCACUAGCAGAAACACUCUAUCGAGUGAAUGUACGGUUGCUAACUUUGAAAUAUUUGAAAAUUGGAUUUGUAUCACCUUACAAAUGUGGUUCGUUAAAAUUUUCGGUACAUUUCUACUGCAAAUAUUAUACAAUAUAUUAAGAAUGAAACGGAAGGGUAAUAACAAUGUAAAACAAGGAGUGGAAGGGAGAAUAUGGAAAUGAGCGCUGGCUGUAUUUAAAGUAGCAGAAGGAACAGAACUAAAAUAAAAAAGAGUGAAUGUAUAUUAGUAUACGUAUAAAAGGAAGUACAGAAAUUUCUAUGUAGUUCGUUCUGUUUUCGGUUAGAAUAAUUUUUUAGAAAGGUUUUAAAAGAUAAAUCAUUACGCUUUGAAUAGGGGUUGAAAAUACAAAGAAAGUUAGGAAUAUAGGCCAUGAUAAAAAGAAUCCAGACGAAUUAAAUGGAAAACGAAAAAGAAUGUUAAAAAACGAUCCCCUAAAAAUUAAAUUGAAACUGAAAGACAAAUGGAAGAUAAAGGUUCUCUUUGGAUCGUGUGAAGAAUAGAAAAGUUACGAGAGCGAAGAUAUCGAAUAUGAGAAUUAUAGCGAGAAGAAGAGAGAGACGUAAGGAAGAAAUGAAAUAAAAUGAAAAAAAAGGGGGGAAUAAGGUGGUGAAUAUCAAAGAGGAAAAGAUAGCUCGAGACGAACAGAAGGGGAACAAUACGGAAGAGAUGAGAGUAGGAGAGGUAGGGGUAGCAAGUUUGCGAAGAGAGAAGGGAAUGAGGGAGGGGUGCUGCAGACGCACCUCGACAAGGGUAAAUGUACGUACGAAUGCACCCCGGAUUGGCUUUGGGGUGGUUUCCAUGGAGACCAAUUCGCUCAGCCCGGGGAAGUUGGCGUCGCCGUCACGGCUUUCCUGGAAAAUCGCAUUGCGUUCAAACUCCAAAAAGUUUCAACCACCCAUUCGGCGCGUGUAUUCGCCUUGAUUUAACCCUCUCUCUUUCCCUGCCACCCCAUCCCCUUAACCGACCAAUAAUCCACGUAAAUACAAAUAUUUAACGAGACGGAUCGGUAAAUAGUAAACAGAAGAAAACGAGUAUCCGAGUUGAAAUUUAAAUCCUGGUUUCGAUUCAUCAAUUGCAGACGAGAUGCUGCUAUCGAUAAUUCAAUAGAUCGAUAAUAUCGUUAAGAUGAAUGGGAGCAUUGUUGUUUCGGACUGGGCGAUUUAUAGAAAUUUCUGCAGUUUUUUUAUUUUUGUUUUUCAAAGACAUCACAAGUUGCAAAUUGGACGAUUCAGAAUUUUCAAUACUCUCGAUUAUUUAUAUUGGUAGCAGAAUUUGUAAGAUUUAUGAAAAGGUACAGCAUGGAGCAAAAGUACUCGUUGUACAUCGUAGGGAAAAGAGGGCAAGAAAAAGUUACCUCAGAAUAUUAUAUUUAUCGAUAAUACUAGAUGUACUAUCAAUACUACCAAAGUACACUGAAAUAAACUGCCUAAGUUGAACACAGAAUAAAAAAAAAAUGAUCUUUGAAAUAUUUCUUAUCGUCCAAUGUAUGGGGUAAGAUCUCGUUUUCUUAGCAGUGAAAGGACGAAUGACUAUUGUGGCAAAAAUUUGGUUACAAUUUCUUGAAUGCUUAUGAAAAAUUCAAGCACACAUUUGCAAGUUAACCCCUCGACCAGUUGCAAGCUGGGGAGCAAGAUAAGGGAGGGGAUGAUGAAGAAUAACUUUUCUUGACAACGUCCACAGCUACGGCUGAGAACAGUUGAAUGGGAAUUAGUGAUCCAUCUAUUGUUGCAACUCCUAUGUCGCGUGCCGGCUGCGUGCCCUAAACCCCUAACUCUCACUACGUCCAAUGCCUGUUAUGGAAAUUUUUGUGCAACUCCCGUGACAAGAUUGUAAGUGAAGUUCGUUGCGUAAAAAUGAUCACAAUGAAUACGAUUUUCAGCUGCUAUUGUCAUAGAUUGAACAACCGUGAAUGCAUUAAAAUUUGCGAUGAAUACGCUUGUUAGGCUAGUUCUGGACUUAAAAAACGGGGUUCAUUUCAACAUGUUGACCGCUGCAGUGGAAAAGUACAUUUGUUACAAGACGUAGUGAAAUUUUAACUAGUAAAAAUACAAGUAUAACCAAUUCUCAAACUUCAAGCUUUCAGUUUGCUGCCUUACAUUACCAGUGGAUAUUGAAAACCAUUUUUCUAUUGUUUGCUUUUAAUUAAUUGGAAAUUUGCUAUCUAUUUUUUAUGCUAUCGGGUGUUUAAAAUGUUCAGCUAGUUCUCCUGUUCUCGCACAGAUGGCACGUAUAAUAAUUCAAGAAGGAAUCCUACUAUGACAUAUUUUCAUUUCAUCAUAGCAGUUAAAGGUUAAUGAUAUUAACUAUUAAUAACACGAAAUCGUUCCUACUAGUAAACACCAUGUGAUUAGGUAGAUAAGAUAAAAACAGUUGACCUUCCUUAAGAACAUGAUGAAAGAUCUAUCAGGAAUAUAAUAUUUGCUUAAUAAUUUAUAAAUAUUUAUAAUCAAUAUUUAUAUAAUAUUUUUAAAAUUUUUA
Osmia bicornis bicornis is the source of this 6401-nucleotide messenger RNA. RefSeq lists its product as uncharacterized. Gene Ontology annotation, biological process: detection of chemical stimulus involved in sensory perception of smell; sensory perception of smell. Gene Ontology annotation, molecular function: olfactory receptor activity; odorant binding. Gene Ontology annotation, cellular component: plasma membrane. NCBI's taxonomy places the organism in Eukaryota, Metazoa, Arthropoda, Insecta, Hymenoptera, Megachilidae. The coding region runs from base 521 to 2881 and encodes 786 amino acids. The record is from RefSeq and is a predicted model, not a curated record. The transcript is spliced from 15 exons.